Closterium sp. Yama58-4 is the source of this 2625-nucleotide messenger RNA. The record is from the annotation of a GenBank genome assembly. NCBI's taxonomy places the organism in Eukaryota, Viridiplantae, Streptophyta, Zygnematophyceae, Desmidiales, Closteriaceae.
AUGGAAGACGACAAGCAGCUCGCGUUGUUCGAGGCUUUAAGGAAACGUCAGCUGCAGAGUUUUAAUCAGCAGGAGGAAGUUGCGAGGCAGCUUCGGAUCCAGGCAGAGCGGGACGAGGUGGCGAGGAUCGGGUGGAAGCGGGCGGCGAAGAAGCUUCUGGGAAGGCUCCGCGGCAGCCAGUGGGACCCCCUGCCUGGUGCUGACGUGGAAUUUGCGGAUUUCUGGGCGCUGCUGCAGAUGGGGAGGGUCAAGUUUGUGAAUUACGGCGAUAAUGGCCGGUUUGUGGAAGUGAUUCUUCCCCAUCCUGCCAAAGACCUUGGGCUGGAAGUGAAACGGGGAGACGGGGCGAGAAAGAAGGGGAAAGAGACAGUGCGACAAGCAGCACCAAAGGCAGCGGAAGGAGCAGCAGCAGGAGCAGGAUCAGAAGGCGAGGAGGCGGGUGAAGAGGCAGAGACGGUGGGGCACAUGGGUCUUCCAGACCAGGUCGUGUGGUUGAAGCACAGGGUGCGACACAUGCCAGCAGACGUGCACUCCGAGGUCUGGUCCCUCCUCCGCACCCAACUCGCCCACAUCACCCUCUCCAACCGCCCCUCCGCCUUCCCCCCCGCGCCCUUCACCAACCCCUCCUCCCCCUCCGCCCCCUCAACCCUCUCAACCCUCUCCACCUCCACAGCCCCCGCCCCCACCGCCCUCCCCUCCCCUUCCUCCUCCUCUCGCUUUCCGUCGCUCCUCCCGGCCUCCUCGGCCGGGCUCCUAGGCAGCACAGUGGGGACUAUUCAGCUGGCGGCUACGUGGGGGAUGAGACUGGCACUGGCGUGUGGGCUGUAUGUGGGGCUAGAGAGGGUGCUGUUUCCACUGUACCAACCCACCAAGCUGGAGGAGAGACCGAGGAGCAGUCACAGGAAGCUCACUGCUGUUCUCAACCCUGAUCUCGGCACCAUGGGGCAGAGCAGGGCACGCUAUAUCUCAGCAGAGGAGAAGACGGGAAUCACGUUUGACGAUUUCGCCGGGCAGGACUACGUGAAGCGAGAGCUGCAAGAGGUGGUGCGGAUCCUCCGGGCAGCCAAAGAAUUCGAGGACCUGGGCGUGUACUGCCCGAAGGGCGUGCUUCUUUUCGGCCCGCCCGGAACGGGAAAAACGCUGCUGGCGAAGGCCAUUGCUGGGGAAGCUGGGGUGCCGUUCUUUUCUGUUUCUGGUGCUGAAUUCGUGGAGAUGUUUGCAGGGGUUGCAGCCUCCAGGGUGAAAGAUCUGUUUUUUCGAGCACGCCAGUUCGCCCCGGCCAUCAUAUUCAUUGAUGAGAUCGAUGCCAUCGGGUCCAAGCGAGGCACGGCCAGCGACCAGGGCGGGGGCAAUAUUGAGCGGGAGCAGGGGCUGAUUCAGAUUCUCACAGAGCUGGAUGGGUUUCAAGAGAACCAGGCCAAGGUGCUGGUCAUUGGGGCGACUAACCGACUAGACAUGCUCGACCCUGCGCUGCUGCGCAAAGGGCGGUUUGACAAGGUGGUGCGCGUGGGUCUGCCUACAGAGGAGGGGCGAUUCUCAGUCCUCAAGGUGCAUGCGCGCAACAAGGCGUUCAAGUCGGAAGAGGAGAAGCUGAAGCUCCUGAGGGAGAUAGCCGCUGCUACACCCGACUACAGUGGAGCGGAGCUUAUGAACAUCCUAAACGAGGCGGCCAUCCUGGCAAUUAGGAAGGACAAAGAUGAGAUUGAGAGGGAGGAGCUGCUACAAGCUAUUGACCGGCAAGCGGGCGAGUUCAAGACAGGGGAGGAGGACGUGUUAGACAGCAGGGAGGUGCGCAUGAGGGCAGCUUACCGUGAGGCCUCCAUCGCUGUGUUGGAGUGCGCCCUGCCAGACAACUCAGGGCCGAUCAAGCGGACCUCUCUAGACAACGUUGAUCCUCUCCCCAACCUGGAGCACGAGAGGGUGCGCCACCGCUGCUUUGCGGUGAAGCAGGAUAUGCUCGAUGCAAUCGUGCGCGCCUUUGCACCCGCCAUCAUGGAGCGCAUGGUGUUUGGAGCGGCGAAUGUGAGCUGGCAGGCAGGGGUGGCAUACAGGGAGGCCGUGCAACUGGCAGACUAUGUCAUCCUGCGGAGUGGCAUGAGCGCCCUGGGGAAGGUGGUGUACGAGACACAGAAGGACCUCAUGCCGCAUCUCAUUCCAAAGGUCAUUGCUCUAAGGGAGGAAUACAUGCGCUACUCCAAGGCGAAAUGCGAGGCUGUUCUUAAAGAGUAUAGAUCGGCUGUGGACACAAUUGCAGAGCGUCUGCUGGAGGAGGGCGAGGUGACAGGAGACGCCAUUCACAAAAUCUACGAUGCUGCUCCCAAGUUCCCCCAGCCCCCAGUGCGGCCGAUAGAUGAGUACGCAGUGCUAGUGCACACCGGCAGGUGGGGCAUUCACGGCGCCUCCCUCCCCGGGAGAGCCACCUUCCACCCGGGCAACUCCGGCUACGCCACCUUUGGAGCGCCCAGGCCGCAGCAGGUGCAGGCGGUGAGCGAUGAGACGUGGCGGGUGGUGGAGGGGAUGUGGAGGGAGCGGAUUGCUGAGUUGAAGCAGAUGGGGAGGACGAGGAGGAGAGGGAGCAGCAGCUGCUUCUUCCAGACUUGGUGCUCUAGAAGGGAUUUGUGGUAG